This is a messenger RNA of Exophiala spinifera, 897 nucleotides long. RefSeq lists its product as uncharacterized. The coding region runs from base 1 to 897 and encodes 298 amino acids. Gene Ontology annotation, molecular function: oxidoreductase activity, acting on NAD(P)H as acceptor. The transcript has 2 exons. The record is from RefSeq and is a predicted model, not a curated record. NCBI's taxonomy places the organism in Eukaryota, Fungi, Ascomycota, Eurotiomycetes, Chaetothyriales, Herpotrichiellaceae.
AUGGCCAAGCUCGACCUUUCUGUGCCUGACCUAACCUUGCCCGAUGGCAAUAAAAUCCCUAUGAUUGGCUUUGGCUUGGGAACUGCAUGGUUCAAGAAGCCAGGGGCCAAGGAUGAGGCAUGUAUCCAAGCCACCCAGACUGCCAUCAAGGUAGGCUACACUCAUCUGGACGGAGCUGAAAUCUACAACACCGAAGAGGAGCUCGGCGAUGCCAUUAGGGCCAGCAAGGUGCCUCGCGAAAAGCUGUUUGUUACCACGAAACUGAACGAUUCCUCGGAUUCGAUCAACGAUAUUCCGGGGGCUCUCGACCGCAGUCUUAAGAAAAUGGGCUUGGAUUACGUAGAUCUGUACCUCAUCCACUCACCUUUCUUUGCCAAAGGGGACAAGCAGCGGUUGCAGGCGGCAUGGGCUGAGAUGGAGCAACUGGCCGCCGCGGGGAAGGCGAAGAGCAUUGGAGUGAGCAAUUUCCUCAAGGAACAUCUGGAUGCCAUUCUCGAAACUUGCAAAGUCAGACCGGCCAUCAAUCAAAUCGAGCUCCAUCCCUAUCUCCAGCACGGAGAUCUGCUCGCAUACCACCGGAGCAAGGACAUCAAGGUGUCGGCGUAUGGACCGCAGACGCCAGUGAUACGGGCCAAGGGUGGGCCACUCGAUGGUUAUCUGGACUCACUGGCGAAGAAGUAUGCCGUCAACCCAGGUGAGAUCCUCCUUCGAUGGUGCCUGGAUCAAAAUGUGGCGGUCAUCACCACCAGCUCCAAGGAGCAGAGGAUGAGUGACAUGCUCCGGGUCUUCACCUUUAGCCUCACGCCCAAGGAAGUUGAGGAGAUCUCCGACAUCGGCAAACAGCAUCACUUCCGAGCAUUCUGGAACCAUAUUUUUGACGCCAACGACAAGUCCUGA